AUGGCGUCAAUCCCGAAAGCCCCUCUCGGUCGAAACGGCCCUGAGGUCAACCGCAUCGGUUUCGGUUGUAUGGGUCUAUCCGCCUUCUAUGGCCCUCCCAAGCCUGACAACGAGCGAUUUGCAGUCCUGGAUGCCGCAUACGAGGCUGGUGAACAUUUCUGGGACUCGGCCGACAUCUACAUGGACAAUGAGGAUUUGCUGGGCAAAUGGUUUGCGGCCAACCCCGAAAAACGCAAGGACAUCUUCUUGGCAACCAAGUUCGCGUUGCAUCCGAAGCCUGACGGCUCCCUGGAGAUCAGAGGCGACCCGGAGUAUGUGAAGGAAGCGUGUGCGAAAAGCUUGAAGAGAUUGGGCCUUCCAUAUGUCGACCUCUACUACUGCCACCGUUUGGAUAAGAACGUUCCUGUCGAGAAGACGGUGCAGGCGAUGGCUGAGCUGAAGAAGGAAGGCAAGAUCAAAUAUCUCGGGUUGAGUGAAUGCAGUGCAGAGUCUCUGCGUCGUGCAUGCAAGGUCCACCCGAUCACUGCCGUUCAGAUUGAAUAUUCGCCUUUCACCCUCGAUAUCGAGGACCCCAGAGUUAAGCUCCUCGAGACAUGUCGCGAACUUGGUGUUGCCGUCGUCGCCUACAGUCCUCUGGGCCGUGGCAUGUUGACCGGCAAAUACCGCUCACCAAACGACUUUCCGGAGGGCGACUGGCGCCGCAUGGCUCCACGUUUCUCAGAGGAGAAUUUCCCAAAGAACCUGCAGCUCGUCGACGAAAUUCAAUCGCUCGCACGGAAGAAGGGCUGCACUGCUGGCCAACUGACGCUGGCGUGGCUCUUGGCUCAAGGAGAGGACAUCUUCCCGAUCCCCGGUACCACCCAGAUCGACAGACUGAAGGAGAAUAUUGGUGCUGUGAAUGUCCACCUGAGCAAGGAAGAUGUAGACAUCAUCAGAAAAGCUUGUAAGAAUGCAGAGGUGCAUGGCGAACGAUAUCCCGCGCAAAUGGCAGAUCAUUUGUUCGCGGAUACUCCUGCUUUGUGA
Messenger RNA from Paecilomyces variotii, 1023 nucleotides. RefSeq names its product putative aldo-keto reductase. The transcript has a single exon. NCBI's taxonomy places the organism in Eukaryota, Fungi, Ascomycota, Eurotiomycetes, Eurotiales, Thermoascaceae. The coding region runs from base 1 to 1023 and encodes 340 amino acids. The record is from RefSeq and is a predicted model, not a curated record. Gene Ontology annotation, cellular component: cytoplasm.